Adineta ricciae is the source of this 471-nucleotide messenger RNA. The record is from the annotation of a GenBank genome assembly. Lineage: Eukaryota; Metazoa; Rotifera; Eurotatoria; Adinetida; Adinetidae.
AUGUCGUCGGUGUUCAGUCGUAUCUAUCUUCUAGUCUACAUCCUAUCUAUUUUCAUAAUGAUAUGCGAAACACGAAUGAUGGAUGCAGAAGAAACAAUUGAGAAUCCACAGCUUGCUUCUAUUCUGGCAAACUAUCGUCAUCGAUUUGAACAUUCAACAAAUAUGAAAAAACUUCGAUGGAUCUUGCAGAGCCGAUACAAUAAAGCUUACUGUGAAUUUUGCGAUCUAGUCGUACCUGUGGUUCGAUUACUGAUCGAAGCGAAUCAAACUGCUCACAUAGAGAACGUCGUCAUGGGAUUCUGCAAAGAAUUCAAAUUAAUCGAUAUCGAUGUUUGUAUCGGUGCAGUUCACGAAUAUCGAGAUGCAGUCAUAGCAGUUAUAUCUCAAUCAAGUUAUAGUAACAAGCAAUUAUGUGCAUUAGCAUUAAAUUGCCGUAAACAAUUUGAUUAUCCGAUAUUAACAUGGAACUAA